AUGGCAGAACCUUGUAGCAAUUUGUAAUAUGACAGUUAAUAAUAAUUUUCGAAGUAUCUAAUUUGUUAUGGCAAAUUCUUAUCUUACCACGGCACCGUGUAAAAGCCACGAGUUCUGGAUAAUACAUUCGUUAAUUUAGAAGUGAUAUGUUUUAAUGUCCAUUAUUUACCACCCUACGCAACUUUUCAGAUAGCAUGGCACAUAGAAACUCCUGCAGCCACUUUUGUACUGCUACGAACAUUCCUGUUGCUGAAAUUCUUAAAAAUAAGGAUGUUGUUUGUGCAGACUGCGAUUCAAGAGGACCAAAUUUAUGGAUUUGUUUGUAUAAUGACUGUUUUAAAAUCGGAUGUUCGGAGAAAGACAAAGACCACAGCACUGAACACAAUCAUGACUUACCCAUGCACUGCAUACACAUGAACCUGUCGACGAAGAGAAUAUGGUGUUACCAGUGUCAAUCGGAAGUAUUCAUAGAUGCCCAUCCGACGAUGUCGUGUGCAGACAGUGACCAGGACGCGGACGAUUACCAUUCGAAGUCGCACGAUUCUGGCCACGGCAGCUACAGUACCUUAAGAACAAACACCCCUGAUCGAAACAGGGCAUUCCCAUUCGAUCGGACAGUAGGUCUAAAUGUGGGUAUGAAUGGGGACACGUCAGAAUCAAGCGAUGGUGAAGACAAUGUGAGAUUACAACCGAAUAGAAUGGUCGGUCUCGUGGGAUUGCAGAACAUCGGAAACACAUGUUACAUGAAUGCCGCCCUGCAAGCUUUGAGCAACACGAUGCCCCUAACGAAUUUCUUUUUGGAAUGUCCAUCCACCGUUAGAUUACUUUCGGAAGGACGAAAGCCUGGAUUAAGUAGAACGUACUUGGAGCUCAUGAAAGACAUGUGGGUUAAAAAGACCGGAGGAUCAGUUACGCCUUCAGGCAUUCUAUAUGGUAUCCGGAACGUAUAUGCAAUGUUCCGCGGUUAUCAUCAGCAUGAUACCCAAGAGUUCUUGCGUAAUUUCAUGGACCAGUUACACGAAGAGUUGAAACAGUUGUGCCCACCAGAACCAGCCGGAAACGACCUGGACACGUUCAGUCUGGCCAUGGACGAACCAACGUUGAGUUCGAGUUACGACUCAAGUGAAGGCGAGUACGAAACGUGUGAUUCGGGAGUAAGCGAACGCUCUAGUUUAAGUGAUGAUGCAGAAAAUACGUCGAACACAACGAAACGUCGGCUGUCUAGAUCUACCAGUCCUGGAAGGCGGUUAAGAGCUAGGAUGCAGAAUAAACAGCCCACUGUGGAUACCCAACCGUGUUCAAUUUCGUCUACGAAAAAGCCCCCCAAGUAUCGUUCCAUAAUAUCUGAUGUGUUUGACGGCAAGUUGCUCUCGUCUGUACAAUGUUUAACAUGUGAUCGCAUUUCCAGUUGUAUAGAAACGUUCCAAGAUUUGUCAUUGCCCAUUCCGUCACGCGAUCACUUGGUAGUAUUGCACGGACGAAGUACCGGACCAGGAGUUACCUGUUCUGAAGCCGUUAUUCCCGUUCAAGAGGGAUGGCUCGCAUGGAUACUUGCGUGGCUCAAGUCGUGGUUUUACGGCCCAACCGUCUCCUUACAUGAUUGCCUCGCCGCAUUUUUUAGUACCGAUGAACUUAAAGGAGACAACAUGUAUAGUUGCGAGAGGUGUAACAAACUGAGAAACGGUAUAAAAUUCAGUAAAGUAAUGCAAUUACCAGAAGUGCUUUGCAUCCACUUGAAACGAUUCCGACACGAGUUGAUGUUUAGUAGCAAGAUUUCGUCUUUCGUCAGUUUCCCGCUUAAAAACCUUGACAUGCGUCCCUAUUUGCAUGACAAUUGUGUUUCCAAGGUGACAACAUAUGAUUUAUUCUCUGUUAUAUGUCAUCAUGGUACUGCUGGUGGUGGACACUAUACUUGUUACUCGUUGAAUGCAGGCGAAUGGUACGAGUUCGACGAUCAAUAUAUCACCAAAGUUACUCCGGAAACAGUUCAAAAUUGCGAAGCUUACGUGCUUUUUUAUCGUAAAAGCACGAACGCAGCCGAAGCACUUCAAAACAAAAUUAUCGAAAGCGCUGAAACGAUCGAGAAUGACUCAAAAGAGUUCGGAUAUGUUUCGAAGCAAUGGCUUAAUAGAUUUUAUACGUUCGCCGAACCAGGACCGAUAGAUAAUAGCGAUUUUUUGUGCCAACAUGGUUCGAUUCACCCGGAACGUAUCUCAGUUUUAGACCAAGUGGCUGAAGCGUUGCCCAAAGUUACAUGCGACCUUCUUUACAGGCAUUUCGGUGGUUGUCCACCCGUUACAACAGUGCACAUUUGUCCUGCAUGUCAGAAUUUACUUCAACGUGUCACUUUAGAGCUGGAGACUUUCUAUCAGAUUCGUAGAGAUACUCAGAACCAAGAUACGCCUCCUACACACCUGCUUUCAGUCUCUUGGUACUCUCAAUGGCAAAACUUUGUCCAGAAAAGGACAACUGAACCUCCAGGGCCAAUAGAUAACUCCAAAAUUACUGUGACACUAUCAGACUCAGAAUAUUUUGAGAUAAACGAGAGCGUGUGGAACUUCUUUUAUAAUAUUUAUGGCGGCGGUCCGGAGAUUUUGAUUCCUCGUGUGGAACAAGAAGACCAUGACGCAGAAGAAAUCGACGAGGAAGAUGAAACACCAUUGUCAACGGUAACGUUCAAAAUACCGACGUUAAGGAAGGCAGAGGAACAAAAAAUUAAUCCAAGUAUCUAUUCGCAUGGCGAACCUAUGGACACGGAAUCGGAAAAGAAAGUUCAGCUGACAUAUAACGGUGGCCUGAUCGAAGGCGAUACGACGAUAUGCCCAAGACCUAUGGAACAAAAAUCGGAAUCUACUCCAGAACAAUCGGUGAUUCCGUCGGUGCUUUGUAACGGUCACGAUCCUGCUUUAUUGACAGAAAAGGAAAAGCCGGAUGAAAUGAAAGGGGAACAUCAAGGGCUUGAGCACAAAUACAAACAGCAUUUCAGGUACAAAACAAAACAAAAAAAUAGGCACCAUGUGCACGGCGGAAAUAAUAUUGCUGUUAUUUCAAACGGUUCGGUAAUGACAUUAGACGGGGUGGAAGGAGGUCAUAAAUAAUUGAAUAUUUUUUUUAAUAAAAAAGUUAUUGUCGAGUAAAUAAAAUGUACAGUUCGGUUUAUUGCGCUAGAAGGGACGAUGGGAAGAAAGGAAGGAGGGAUUUAGUGGUAACAGGGGGUAGCACAGCUAUGUAAUUGGUAUUCAACAUUGCCCAACAUGUUUAUACAUGACAAAUAAGUUUUCUUGUGUUUUUCUUUUAUUUAACUUCAAGAAACUUUUGUUCCCAUAGACUGUUUUGCGUCUGAUUUUUUAUGUAAAAAUAACAAAAAGAGGCACUUACCGUUUCUCUUCCACGUCCUGUUAAUCUUAUUUAUAAAUCAGCAACAUAUUACUUAAAUAAAUAGGAUUCUACACUAGGUUGAAACAUAUUAACCAAAUCUUCUGCAAAUUGUAAGUAACGAUUUAAAUCAUAUAGUCAUAGUAAUAGACCCUUUACAAAAAAAUCAUUCAUGCUUCGCGUUUUGAAGGCUGUUUGUUCUCUUUGUGUGGUAAUGUAUUUAAAGCUGAAUUUAAUUUUUAUCUAAAUAUUGUAAUUUUCAUGAAUUGUUUGUACCAAUACCUGGAUGUUGUUCUUAAUAAUUUUGAAGUGAAGUAUGGGUGAAAUUUGUAUUUCACAUUGAAGCAUUUUGCCAAAAUAAAAAAACGAAGUGCUAAAUUCUAUUAAUAAUUUUAUAAAAUAGGAUAACAAUAAGUCAUUUUUAAAAGAUAAAUUUUCCUUUAUAUUCUUAAAAAUUUGUUGUUAUCUAAAUUAAUUUAAACAAUAAUACAUCUUUUAACAUAUAAUACUUAGAAAUUCUUUUUAGCCCUAUGAUACAAAACCAAAUAUGUAGUUUGCAUUUAAGGAAAUUCUUUUUGUUAAAAUUUCCGAUAUAAGUUUAUUAUUUUCGAAAUGUGUUGGUGUUGUUGUAUUGAAAGGAGAUAAAUGCUCAGUAUUUUUUUCAAGUGCUGAUUUAAGUACAUAAUAGUGUUAACGAAUUAGUAUGCUUUAGUGUUACAUUGGAUAGGAAGAAAAUUGUGAUAGAAUCACUUGCGUUGCAGGCUAAAGUUAUAAACAAUAGACUAUAUUGUUUUGUGUUAUAUUAUUAGCUGGUAUAUAAUUUCGUUGUAUUUAUAAUAAUUAUCAUAAUGUCGUACUGUCAUUCCUUAAAAGAUAAAUACCUACUGUUGUCUAAGACGAUUAUUAACUACGUCAACUUUAUUUAUUUGAAUUGGUAAUAUAAACAAUAUUGUAAAUUGA
This is a messenger RNA of Agrilus planipennis (emerald ash borer), 4335 nucleotides long. It is a transcript of the gene Usp20-33, whose product is annotated as ubiquitin carboxyl-terminal hydrolase 20. The transcript is spliced from 7 exons. Gene Ontology annotation, biological process: protein deubiquitination. NCBI's taxonomy places the organism in Eukaryota, Metazoa, Arthropoda, Insecta, Coleoptera, Buprestidae. The coding region runs from base 195 to 3098 and encodes 967 amino acids. Gene Ontology annotation, molecular function: zinc ion binding; cysteine-type deubiquitinase activity. The record is from RefSeq and is a predicted model, not a curated record.